Messenger RNA from Knipowitschia caucasica, 534 nucleotides. NCBI's taxonomy places the organism in Eukaryota, Metazoa, Chordata, Actinopteri, Gobiiformes, Gobiidae. The record is from the annotation of a GenBank genome assembly.
AUGGACACUUUUGGGAACUGUGUCUACAACCUGCCAGAACACGGCGACAAUUCAAGCAACGAUUGGAGAAAAUGUGCCGUGGCCUCGUGCGGGAAACUUCUCUAUGGGACAUAUGAUCAACCCGAAGUUGGAGAGUCUCGCUCGUUCGCGGUGUACGUCUUGGGCGGAGUUUUGGCCGUGACUUUGAUCGUUCCACUGUUUCUAGUAUUGGCUAUUUAUAAGAUCAAGAAGAAAUCUCAAUCUUCUGUGAGCAUUGAGUGUCUCCUUGGCCUUCCUUCCUUACCUCUGACUUCUCUGGUGUCUCCUUCGCCUUCCUCCCUGACCUCUCUGGUGUCUCCUCGGCCUUCCUCAAUGACCUCUCUGGUGUCUCCUCGGCCUUCCUCCCUGACCUCUCUGGUGUCUCCUUGGCCUUCCUUCCUGACCUCUAACCUCUCUGGUGUGUCCUUGGCCUUCCUCAAUGACCUUUCUGGUGUGUCCUUGGCCUUCCCCCCUGACCUCUCUGGUGUGUCCUUGGCCUUCCCCCCUGACCUCUGA